Messenger RNA from Leptonychotes weddellii (Weddell seal), 2105 nucleotides. Lineage: Eukaryota; Metazoa; Chordata; Mammalia; Carnivora; Phocidae. The record is from RefSeq and is a predicted model, not a curated record.
UUGUAGAAAAUGUCCACCAUCCUUGGGUGACCCACAACUUCUUAAGUUGUACUCAGAACCACAUCAACGGGGAAUGGGAUCAAGACCAAAGGGUUUAAAUGACCAUUCUGGUAGAUGAGAUGAAUAGAAGAAUAUCCUAUGUAGCUCUUUAAAUCAUGGAAAAACAAAAUGGACAAAUGAAUGCUCCUCAUCCAGGAACAAAUUUACCGCCUGGACAUCUCCCUGUAUAUCCUUCAGCAGCAUUCCAAGGACCUCCAGAACAUACUGGCUACCCUGGCCCCCAGGUUGGCUAUCCUGGCCCUCAGGCUGGCUACCCUGGCCCUCAGGCUGGCUACCCUGGCCCUCAGGCUGGCUAUCCUGGCCCCCAGGCUGGCUACUCAAUUCCACCAGCUGGUUAUUCAGGUGCUGGCCCAGUAGGCUUUCCUGUCCAACACCAGCCAGUGUAUAAUCCGCCAGGUGGACCUGCAGGGGUACCGUGCAUGCCAGCACCACCACCUCCAUUAGACUGUCCACCUGGAUUGGAAUAUUUAAGUCAGAUAGAUCAGAUACUGAUUCAUCAGCAAAUUGAGCUUCUGGAAGUCUUAACAGGUUUUGAAACUAAUAACAGAUAUGAAAUUAAGAACAGCUUUGGACAGAGGAUUUACUUUGCAGCAGAGGAUACGGAUUUCUGUACCCGAAAUUGCUGUGGGGCUUCUAGGCCUUUUACCAUGAGGAUUCUUGAUAAUAUGGGCCAAGAAGUUAUAACUCUGGAGAGACCACUAAAGUGUGACAGCUGUUGUUUCCCUUGCUGCCUUCAGGAGAUAGCAAUCUAUGCUCCUCCUGGUGUACCUAUAGGUUAUGUUAUUCAGAUCUGGCAUCCAUGCGUGCCAAGGUUUACAAUUCAAAAUGAGAGGAGAGAGGAUGUACUAAAAAUUAUUGCUCCAUGUCUUCUAUGCAGCUGUUGUGCAGAUGUUGAUUUUGAGAUUAAAUCUCUUGAUGAAGAAAAUGUGGUUGGAAAGAUUUCCAAGCAGUGGACUGGUUUCAUGAGAGAAGCAUUUACAGAUGCUGAUAACUUUGGCAUCCAGUUCCCUUUAGACCUUGAUGUGAAAAUGAAAGCUGUGAUGCUCGGUGCAUGUUUCCUCAUUGACUUCAUGUUUUUUGAAAGGGGUGGAGACAGAGAAUAAAAGGAGUGUGGUAGUGGAUUAAUGAAAGUCUCCUCAGAAAGUUUGAAGUCUGUGUAUUGAUUGGGACUAUGUAAAAGAAAAGCUCACUGUUUUUUUUUUCUUUAUUGAAAUGACUUAUAGCAUAUGUGAAUUAUACUGUGAUGCCUGAAGCUCCUGUUAUAUAUGACUUUUCAAAUUAUGAGUUUAUUUUCUAUAUCACUUACUUAAAAACGUUUUUAUGCAUUUCUUUUAUGUCAUACAUCUUCUUUUUCUUUAUGUAUUUUGAAGAAAGGACAUGGGAAUUUUUACAUUCAAUCAUGAAACUUCCCAUGGUAAAUUGUUUUGAACUGUAAUCUCUUUUAUUUUCAAUUUUUAGAGAAAAUUAUUUAAAGCCUUAUCAAAGUAAUUUUAAUAUAAAAAGUUACAUUUUAUUAAAUAUAGUUCCAAUUUACUUCACAUGUGUAACAACUGUUAUUUUGCAAAUACCAUAUAUUCACAUAAGUUAAAAAUCAAUAUAAUUUCAGUUUCCUUUACAAUGUCAAAAUAAUACUUAAUAUUCAUAUUACCAAGGAACAUAAAAUGUGUAUUUUUUGUUCAGCAAAUUACAGUAUAUUUAAUUUCUUUUAUAAGCUAAUCUGCUACUAUAAAAAGAUUUUCGUAUUGACAAGACAAUAUUACUGAUGUUUUAAUGAUUUCCAAUGAAAAAGAUAUGUCCUAAAGAAGAACACAUUUAAAGACUCACUAUAAAACUGGAACAUUGUUGUAAUUUUUGAAGUAAUUAUUUACACAUGGAAUGAAUGGUUAGCUCCUGUAUUCAUUUUAUCAUUCAUAGAGCAUAAUAGUUAUGAGGUCACUCAGGUAUUAAAUAGAACAUAUAUAUGCAUCUGAGUAGAAACUUCAGUAAUGGUCUGCUGGAUUAUUUACACCAACAAUCAAAUAACUGAUUUAAAAAUUAUUCAUACA